This is a messenger RNA of Quercus robur (English oak), 1847 nucleotides long. RefSeq names its product actin-related protein 2. The transcript has 15 exons. Gene Ontology annotation, cellular component: Arp2/3 protein complex; actin cortical patch. Gene Ontology annotation, biological process: Arp2/3 complex-mediated actin nucleation. The record is from RefSeq and is a predicted model, not a curated record. Bases 365 to 1534 code for a protein of 389 amino acids. Lineage: Eukaryota; Viridiplantae; Streptophyta; Magnoliopsida; Fagales; Fagaceae. Gene Ontology annotation, molecular function: actin filament binding.
UAUUUUGUUCCCUCUUCUCUCUCUCUCUCUCUCUCUCUCUCUCUGUAUAUUCUGUAAUUCAGAUUCGAGCCCCACUUCGCUUCUCUCUCCGACCGACCUUGAUACACAAACUCCUUUUGUUUUACAUUCCUGGAUCUGCAAAUUGAUGAUCUUUUAUUUAGGUUGUAUUUGAUUUAAACCACGUAAAACAGACGCUAUAUUAUUAUUAUUAUUAUUAUUUUCCUUAAAAGUCUUCAUUUGCACGCAAAGCUAAACCUGGUUGAAGAUUUAUGAGUAUGAGUUUAAAAGAUCAUAGAUGAAGAGACCAACACCGUUUCACACUCCACCACACUAGCAAGCAAAGCAAAGCAAACCCACCACCACUAUGGACAACAGAAACGUCGUCGUUUGUGACAAUGGCACUGGGUAUGUCAAAUGCGGCUUUGCUGGAGAGAAUUUCCCUACAUCGGUAUUCCCUUGUGUUGUGGGAAGGCCUAUGCUUCGGUACGAAGAAUCACUUGUGGAACAAGAGCUAAAGGAUAUUGUGGUUGGAGAAUCUUGUGCAGACUUGCGGCAUCAACUCGAUGUAUCUUAUCCUGUCAGCAAUGGUAUCGUGCAAAACUGGGAAGAUAUGAGUCAUGUGUGGGACCAUGCAUUUUACAAUGAAUUGAAAAUUGAUCCAACAGAAUGCAAGAUUUUGCUUACAGACCCACCUCUUAAUCCUUCAAAAAAUCGUGAAAAAAUGGUUGAGACCAUGUUUGAGAAGUACAACUUUGCUGGCGUCUUCAUCCAAAUCCAAGCUGUUUUGACAUUGUAUGCUCAAGGUUUGCUAACUGGAUUAGUUAUUGACUCCGGUGAUGGUGUUACUCAUGUGGUUCCUGUAGUUGAUGGCUACUCUUUCCCUCACCUUACAAAACGGAUGAAUGUAGCUGGUCGACAUAUAACAUCAUAUCUGGUUGAUUUGCUAUCACGAAGAGGGUAUGCAAUGAAUCGGACUGCAGAUUUUGAGAGUGUUAGGGAAAUUAAAGAGAAACUCUGCUAUAUAAGUUAUGAUUACAAAAGAGAGUAUCAAUUGGGCCUUGAGACCACUAUCCUUGUUAAGAAUUAUACUCUGCCAGAUGGAAGGGUCAUUAAAGUUGGCACUGAACGUUUCCAGGCUCCUGAGGCUCUUUUCACUCCAGAACUCAUAGAUGUUGAAGGUGAUGGGAUGGCUGACAUGGUAUUUCGCUGCAUUCAGGAGAUGGAUAUUGACAAUCGUAUGAUGCUUUACCAGCAUAUAGUCUUAAGUGGAGGGAGCACCAUGUAUCCUGGAUUACCUAGUCGUUUGGAGAAAGAAAUACUGGAUCGUUAUCUUGAAGUUGUUCUGAAGGGAAACAAAGAUGGGUUGAAGAAACUGCGAUUGCGGAUCGAGGACCCUCCACGAAGAAAGCAUAUGGUGUAUCUAGGAGGUGCAGUCCUCGCAGGAAUUAUGAAGGAUGCACCUGAGUUUUGGAUUAGCAGGGAAGAUUAUCAAGAAGAAGGAGUUGCUUGUCUAAGCAAAUGUGGCCAGGCAUGAUUUUUGGGGAGCAAAAGCAUCACUAUGAGCCAUCCAUAAUGGGUGAGAUAUAAAUGGGUGUGUGAGCUGAGAUGCCAUGUUUUUACCAUCUUUACAUCCCUAUGAGCCUUCGAUAAGCUUACUGAAAGAGUUUGACAAACGGGAUAAAACUCAUCAUGGCAUCACUCUGUUGUAUAACUAGAAAAAUUGAAAAUCUAUAGAAGAAAAUUAUUCAAUAUUUUGUAGCUGUUGUUUUCUAUUCAUUGUAUUUUAUUUUGACUGGAGUUAAAAAGUGUCAAGUUUGCAGCUGCAUUGUGACAAAGCUUAUUUGUUA